AUGUCCGGAAGAGGAAAGGGAGGAAAAGGUUUGGGGAAGGGAGGCGCCAAGCGUCACCGUAAGCCCGCAAUUCGUCGCCUUGCCCGGCGAGGUGGUGUCAAGCGUAUCUCUGGUCUGAUUUACGAGGAGACGCGCGGUGUGCUGAAGGUGUUUUUGGAGAACGUUAUUCGCGAUGCCGUUACCUACACCGAGCAUGCCAAGAGGAAGACUGUCACUGCCAUGGAUGUGGUGUACGCUUUGAAACGUCAGGGUCGCACUCUGUACGGCUUCGGAGGCUAA
Megalops cyprinoides (Indo-Pacific tarpon) is the source of this 279-nucleotide messenger RNA. Its product is annotated as histone H4-like. NCBI's taxonomy places the organism in Eukaryota, Metazoa, Chordata, Actinopteri, Elopiformes, Megalopidae. The transcript is spliced from 2 exons. The record is from RefSeq and is a predicted model, not a curated record. The coding region runs from base 1 to 279 and encodes 92 amino acids. Gene Ontology annotation, molecular function: structural constituent of chromatin; protein heterodimerization activity; DNA binding. Gene Ontology annotation, cellular component: nucleosome. Gene Ontology annotation, biological process: nucleosome assembly.